Messenger RNA from Lodderomyces jiufengensis, 1245 nucleotides. It is a transcript of the gene PRO1, whose product is annotated as glutamate 5-kinase. The record is from RefSeq and is a predicted model, not a curated record. Lineage: Eukaryota; Fungi; Ascomycota; Pichiomycetes; Serinales; Debaryomycetaceae. The transcript has a single exon. Gene Ontology annotation, molecular function: glutamate 5-kinase activity; ATP binding; RNA binding. Gene Ontology annotation, cellular component: cytoplasm; cytosol. Bases 1 to 1245 code for a protein of 414 amino acids.
AUGACAGAUGAUAAGAAAAAACAAUUUACUAUAGUGGUGAAAAUUGGCUCAUCAUCUUUAGUAGAUGCUGUCACUAGAGAGCCAAGAAUUGCAAAUAUGUCACAUAUAGUUGAAACUAUAACAAAAUUAAGAAGACAAGGUCAUAAAAUAAUUAUUGUAUCUUCAGGAGCUAUUGCAUUUGGUAUGAAAGUAAUGAAAUUAGAGAAAAAACCAUCAAAAUUAUCAGCAGUUCAAGCAUUAGCUUCGAUAGGUCAAGGUCGAUUAAUUGGAUUAUUUAAUGAUUUAUUUAGACAAAUGGAUCAAACUAUUGCACAAGUUUUAAUUACAAGAAAUGAUAUAAUUGAUUAUACUCAAUAUAAAAAUGCUAAAAAUACUAUAAAUGAAUUAUUAGAUAUGGGGAUAAUACCAAUUGUAAAUGAAAAUGAUACUUUAUCCGUUUCAGAAAUUAAAUUUGGAGAUAAUGAUACUUUAUCAGCAAUUACUGCAGGUAUGAUUCAUGCAGAUUAUUUAUUUUUAAUGACUGAUGUUGAAUGUUUAUACACGGAUAAUCCAAGAACUAAUCCAGAUGCAAAACCUAUAUUGGUGGUUGAUAAAAUUGAUGAUUUAAAUGUAAAUACAAAUGAUGAUGGAGGAGCAGGUUCAAAUGUUGGAACUGGAGGAAUGACAACCAAAUUAAUUGCAGCUGGGUUAGCAACUAAUGUUGGUGUUACAACAAUAAUUACACUAUCAAGUCAACCUCAUUAUAUACUAGAUAUUGUUAAUCAUAUUCAAUCACAAGAAGUUGGAGAUGGAACAAUAGAGGAACAAAGAAGUAUUUUACAAAAGGAUAUUGAUGAUAAAAAAAUUCCAUUACAUACUAGAUUCCUAAGCUUAGCACAAGACAUCAAAAUACGAUCAGAUAAAAGAUUCUGGAUUUUACAUGGAUUAAAAACAAAAGGAACUUUAAUAAUAGAUAAAGGUUGUUAUAAUGCAUUAACUAGGAGAGAUAGAGCUGGUCUUUUACCUGCUGGUAUUGUAGAUGUUGUUGGUACAUUUCACGAGAAUGAAUGUGUUUCAAUAAAAGUAGAACAAGAAGAUUCAGAUGAAUUGAUAGAGGUUGGUCAAUGUAGAGUCAAUUAUACUUCAAAUGAAAUUAAAUUAAUAAAAGGUCAUAAAAGUCAACAAAUUGAAUCAAUCUUGGGAUACGCUGAUAGUGAAUAUAUUGCACAUAGAGAUAAUUUAGCAUUCCCACCAACUAAUCAAUAA